Molecule: messenger RNA, 405 nt
Organism: Striga hermonthica
Lineage: Eukaryota; Viridiplantae; Streptophyta; Magnoliopsida; Lamiales; Orobanchaceae
Source: the annotation of a GenBank genome assembly
GCCGAAGCCGCCAUCCGCUGGUGGGAAGCCUUCAACCGUAAAAGAAGCGAGAAAUCGAAGCAGGUUGCCCAGGAUUUCCUCCAACAAGUCGAAAAGAAUCAGAUUGCGGAGUUCCCUUGGCCACCGGACCCUAACGACUGCGGACCAUACGAAUUUAUCCGCCAGUACCUGAAAGAUGUCGAAUUUCAAGAAAAUAGACCUGAGUUAGCAAAGAAAUUUCUAGAACAAGUCAAGAGCAGCUGGGGUUAUGAUGUCGACUGCUGUCCUCCUCGUUGGGUUCCCACUUCUUAUUUCCAACAAAUAGACGUUGAAACGAUGAUGUCGAAAUAUCCGGAUUAUAAUGAGUCUCUGAACUCUGCAGCAGAUUCUGUAAUUAGCGAAAUCAAUACUGUGGCUGAGGCCAAG